This is a messenger RNA of Fonsecaea erecta, 429 nucleotides long. RefSeq lists its product as hypothetical. Lineage: Eukaryota; Fungi; Ascomycota; Eurotiomycetes; Chaetothyriales; Herpotrichiellaceae. The coding region runs from base 1 to 429 and encodes 142 amino acids. The transcript is spliced from 2 exons. The record is from RefSeq and is a predicted model, not a curated record.
AUGGCCCGUGUCAUCGUCUCGGGUACCCUCGGCUCUAUCUUCAUGGGCAUGAGCGGCGCCUCCAUCGGUGCCGUGAUCUUCGACACCGCCACAAUUCCCUUUGUGGUGUCGGCGUGUGCGGGCUUCAUGCUCGGUGCCGUGGGAUUCUACCGUGACGCGGUGCGAAAGUCUCAGCGGGCACUGGACCGGUUUCCGCAGUUGCUCCAGCUCCAUCUAGACUCCAACUUCCCGCACCGUGGCUUUGACACCUGGGAGGCGGAGCGGUUUCGGAGUGGCGUGUUUGGGAGAAGCUGGGUGUUGCAGAGCAUGGCCGUCGCGAGCUGGUUGACGGCGACCCGCGCCAUUGAGCGAAUCUACGAAGCUGAGGAAGAACGGAUCCUCCUUCCUUUGACCGGGGCGGCGCAGGAUGUGGAUGACUCUGGAAACUAA